AUGGCCUCCAGUAGCAUGUCCCAAGCAGUUCCCUGGGAUGAUGACACAGAGGGCAAAAAGCUGGAAAUAAGGGACUCUUUGGAAAGCGAGGGCUCAGGAUCUUGGGAGAUUUUCUCUCCAAAAGACGAGCAUUGUGGCAUUUGGCAUUCGUCUCCGAACAAAGAGAGGCAUGCCUCGUUUGGCGAUAAGGGAACCACAGCCAGCACCACUUGCUAUGGAGACCUCAUCCAGACGAGCCAAUUUCUUGGUGCCGGUCACUCCGGAAUGUUCACAAUUGAUCAGAAGUCCACAUCGGAACCAUGUUACGUCGAAAGCAGAGCUCGGGACUUGCAUUCUAAUUCCACUGACCCAGGCAGCGAUUUUUCAUUCGGACUCGAGGUACCAGACGACCUUUGCCCUGAUCAGGAGAUACCGCCCGAAGUAAAUUGGGUGCAUUGGAGAUGGCCAAGAUUGGGAUUCAGGUCAGACUUGCAGAUACGGGACCUCGACUUUGUGGACGGCUUGUACCUGUUCAAUUUCGACACGGCUGGCAUGUUCGAAGUGCCCGGCCCGCUUGGCCAUGGAUAUGUACAUGUGAACAUCUUGAACCCUAGCCCCAUCACGAGUGAGAAGGAAGACGACCAGCAGGCAAACAGUGACCCUCAGCCAAACCAGCCACCAGAGCGGACCAGUUUGGGGGUUACAUCUACAUUGCAGGACCAACCUCAAACAGACGAGUCUCAGGAGGCGCAAGGCCUCUCGAUGAUCAGCAUCGAAGAGACCGACACGGAUGUGACCGAGGCCGGACAGCAAGAUGCAGCCAGUCUGACCAGCGAGGGAUUCAAAGGCGGUCAGAUUACCGACUCCCCUACAGGCGCACCAAAUGUUUUCCUCGCCAGCCAAGCCUUAACAUGCGGCGACAUGUCUGGCCAUCGGGUCAACACUCCAGCUAGCUUCUUUGCCUUCCGAUUCCUGGUUGAUGUAGCACGCCGAUUGAAGAAGUGCCAGACGAAGACCGAAUAUAUGACUUCGCUUGAAGAGCGAAUCAAAACGACCUGCGGCGGCCAUAUCACAUGGCUCCAGCAGCUUCGGGAAGCCGAGCGGCACAAGGCGGAAAAGGGCAAUUUCUUGCAGACAGGUUGCUUCUCAGCAAAUUAUUGGGUGACAGGCGAGGUCAUGCCCGAGAGCAGCCACAGUUGGCUGCCGCCGAAUGCUAUAACAGACACGGCGUUACAAAUUCUGAAGGUCGCCGAAUACAUGAAACUCGGUCCGCAAGGCGACGCAAAGGAUAAGGCGGAACAAAUCAUAAACGAUGUCUACUUACCGUGGCUUGUCGAACUCGACCGGCUGGACAUACGAAAGGCCUUCGCUUGGCCUCACGCGGGGGUGGAGGGAAUCAACACGUUCCGCCUGGAUGACCACUUCUGGAUCUGGAAGGCAUUGAAGUUUCUGGAUGACAGAGCAAAAAAAGUUCAACCAUCAUUGAGACUUCGAGAUGAUGCCGCAAGGGAAAAAGAAGCGAAACGACUUAAGAAACAUCAUCCGUGGUUAGAACGCCUGCGUCUCACUGGCGAAAAAAGCAUGGUUGAAGCCGCCAAGAAGUUCGCGGCAAUUGCAAAACGGCUCGCACCCAGCAAUGUCCAGCGUGGGAUACUACAGCGAUUUACGACCGAGAACGACGUGUCAAGAAGGAGAAUGUUAGCUGUAACCCGAUCCGCGAGGGAGACGAGGUUCUUGUUUCACGCUCGCGAUACGGCGCUUUUCUAUGGCGAAGACUCUCACUUCUUUCCUCCAAUCUCAUUCGACCAGCUCUGGGCAAACACGAUUGAGACGCAGCCUUACCACGAAGACAACCAGGAUGUCGUCUGGGACAACGCUCUUCGCUAUGCCUUGGGCAUUGUUAUGGGCACUCGCGGGCACACCCUCAACAAAGACACUGCAGCUCGCCUGGUUCAAAAGUGUGUGAGCAUACUGAUUGGCGCCGGCGACCACGACGCAUUCUUUCCCGGAGAGCUGAAGGAAGGGGGAAGGGAGCCAGCGAUUUUCUACGGCGAGGAAUAUAGGGACUUUUUCUACCACGCUGGUUUCGAAAUCAACCAUGUCCUCCUAUCUAAUGCUAGGAAGAUUGACGAAAUUUUCCAAGAGGUGGACGAGACGCAACCCGGCAAUUCAGAGCAGGCCAAGUCAUCGAGUCCAUCCAGCAGCACAGAGGAAGAAUGCCGCCGGCUCAUACAGUCAACAUUGGCUGAGAUGCUUGGCGUAUCCUCACAGCAGCGGUUCGACCGUGUGCUGCAGGCGAUCGACACGACCCCUCGUGUCCUCAACAACGCACGGAGCCUACUAAUGAAGAAGUCCCUCCCAUUCACCAAUGUCAUCUACGCAAGCAACGUCAACUCCAUCGAGGAAGAGUGGCUUUACAACUAUCCUGACUUCCUUUCUGGCAGCGAGAUUGACAAUGAGGACGUCGAAUCUCGGUUGGGUCGUGAAAGAUCUAGCAGCGAGUCUGCAAAGACUACCAUUGCCAGAGCAAUCUCAAAGGCGGACCCACAGAUCAGCAGAGGGAGUAAGGCGAUUCCUACUCUCAAGACGAUACUUGAUUCCCUGCGGGGGCGUCACCUAUCAUUUUGUGUCUUCGAUUGUAAGAAGCAGAAAGGUCUUGGCAGAAGACAGAAGAAACAGGAGCGAGACAGGAGAUAUCUGGUGAGCGACAACCAAGGACUUCUUAAUCUUCUCAAAGCUCCUAGGACGGCGGAGCUUGCUAAAAAGAGGUUCAUAUGGCUCCCCUAUGCCGACUCCGGGACAGCUCUUGCUUGUUGGACAGCCAGCCCUGAGCGGGAGAGUCACGCGAUUUCCCUGUUUUUCGACCGCCACGCCAGGUAUGAGGGGAAUGUCUGGGACGACACCAGUAUUCUUCUCAACGAGUGGCAGACCGAGCUUCAUUUCAGUUUCUACGUCCUCGUUGAAAAGCAGGACACGUGCGGCGAUACUGAGUUACUGGUCAAGGCCGAUAGGCCGUUCCCUGGGCGUGCUGGGAAGCUUCUCCAACGUGCGUCGAUAUCCUUUCGCUUUGAUGGAGACUUCUUUGACCGCUACUGGACUUGUCACUUCAUCGAGCACGUGCCUGGCGAAGAGGAUUCAGACCAAGACCUCCCCUUCCCACCUGGUAGCGAGAAGGAGCUGGAUUCCUCUGACAGAUCCAGCAACAAUAAUGAGCAAAAGAAAUGGUGGCAAAGAAGGGUUUUAGAGCCUUACCUGCUCAACCGAGCCCUGGACAAGAUUGCUCACGCGUCAUGCUUAUUCUUAGACGAACAAUUCGAACAUGCUCUGCAGAGCAUGGAGGAUGACCUGACAUCGACCCUUUCUACAGUACAGAAAUGGAAUAGCAGAGAGAAGGACCGCGGAGAAGAGAACCCAAGAUGGACGCGAAAUGACGAGAAGAAAUAUCGAGCAGCGAUCAAGAAGUUAUGCAAUGCGACAAGAGACAAAACCGAUACCCUGAACAUCCGCCGGGCCGACAUCCGAAGGCUGAAGGAAGCCCUGACUGCAAGACGAUCUGGAGCUUCAUCAGAACGAAAACCUAGCUUUUACAGCAUGAAUGGCGCUCCGGAUCACACCACCAUCGUGUCACUGGUUGUCUUCGCCUUUGCCGCCUUCGCAGUAACCGUCGCUGUCCUGCUCAGUAGCCGGAUAGUGUUCAAGGUCUUUACCCACGACGUAGAGCCCAAGCUUUCUAAGGCUGCCAGCAGUAUGGAUGGAAUGAUAAGAGAUGUUGCUCGCAAUGUGCAGCACAUAAGGGGUGGAGGCGUCGUGGAUUUCUUCCUGGAGUUUUCGGCCCGCAGGGUGGUUUGUGCGGUGAUGGCUUUGCGAGGGGACAAGCUAUCCGCUCAGGCCGCAUUAAAUGUCCUAGCAGGAGUCUUCCUGACUCCGGUUCUAGGGUUGUCAUGGCUGGUGAAAGCGCUGCUUGUUAACAUUUUUGAUAUACUCGAGGCUUGCAGAAUUGACACGCGGAACUGGCAACCAGUGUUCCCAUCUGAUGCCCAAACGGAGCCGAGGCCACACACCACCCAAGAUCAGUAUCUGAUUGACGAGAUCUUGGAAAUCCCGCAAAUCAUGAGGCCUUUUAAGAGAUAGGGAGAGGACGGUUCGGUGGGAAGCGAGCGAGCGGUAUGAGGAACGGAUGACGGAUUGAAAUUUAGAGAACACCUAAAUUCUAGUCAACCAAGUCACUCUCCACUUUUGCUUGCCGCUUGAGGUUUUCCUCCCUCCUACUACCUUGGCUUCACAUCUGUAGACUGACGUCUAUGCUGUGGUUUGAGGCAACAGGAACACAAAUGAUAUCCCGAGUUG
This is a messenger RNA of Cryphonectria parasitica EP155, 4326 nucleotides long. RefSeq lists its product as uncharacterized. NCBI's taxonomy places the organism in Eukaryota, Fungi, Ascomycota, Sordariomycetes, Diaporthales, Cryphonectriaceae. The record is from RefSeq and is a predicted model, not a curated record. The transcript is spliced from 9 exons. The coding region runs from base 1 to 4110 and encodes 1369 amino acids.